AUGGCUGAAUGGAGCUGGGUGGCCUACACGGUGCUUGAGGGGUUGAUUGCUGUGGCUUGUUGCCUUGGUAAUGUCUUGGUGGUGUGUGCAGUGUGUAUCGGCAUCCGGGAUUCACUUCACGAACCAACCUUCUGCUUCCUGGUUUCCCUGGCAGUCGCUGACCUGCUUGUGGGCGCAGCUGCGGUGCCACUGGCUGUGCUAUUGGACGGCUGGGUGAGCCUGACCCCUGACCUCUGCCUACUGCUCAGCUGUGUUGUGCUUGUGCUGACUCAGGCAUCAGUGCUGUCGCUGUUGGCUAUUGCUGUGGACAGAUACCUCCGGCUUCACAUACCACUCAGGUGAGACACACAAUCUGAAACAAGACCCAGUAUUUUUUCUGGCAGAAAAGAAACGCAGCUUACAUAGUCUUUCUUUUGAUUUUUAGAUACAAAGCCUUUGCCUCCCAGAGGCGCACAUGGAUUGCUGUUUCUGUGUGCUGGACUCUCUCCUGCCUCCUGGGAUUCACUCCCCUGCUUGGCUGGAACAACUUCUCCCCUCUAGCACCUGACUCCACCAACACAUCCUCCCCUUCCCUCACUCCCCCCUGCACCUUCCUCUCUGUGAUCUCGCUCCCUUUUAUGGUCUACUUUAACUUCCUGGGAUGUGUCAUGGCACCCCUGCUGGUCAUGACCCUCCUUUACAUUCAAAUAUUCUGGAGCCUGCAGGGACGCCUGAAAGAGAGCUGUCCCCAGGCGAAGGUCUCCCUCCUCAGAGAGAAGAGGCUGGCCUGCUCUCUCGCUCUGGUUCUGAUUUUGUUUGCUGUCUGCUGGAUUCCUCUACACCUGAUGAACUGUCUGUUGCUGUUUUAUGGUCCUCAAGCUGUCACACAGGGGACUCUCUAUGCAGGUAGUCCUCAUUGUCUGCAUCUUUUGUCAUAGUUUGCUAUUUUCUCUUGUUUUAACCAGCUUUGUUUAACCUUUAAAACUAACCGUACUGUCUAUAUUUCUCCAGGUAUCCUCCUUUCUCAUGUUAACUCAGCAGUCAACCCUGUGGUCUACGCGUAUCGCAUCCCAAAGAUCCGGCAGGCCUACAGUCAAAUAUGGAGGCGCUUCCUUGUACGAACAAACUGUUCCCAUGGAGAUGAACAAAUUUGUCGAGCAAGAACGAGCAGCCAAGCCAAUCAAACAGAGAUGUAUGGAUCGGGAGGGAAGACCGCACCCUAG
This is a messenger RNA of Xyrichtys novacula (pearly razorfish), 1202 nucleotides long. Lineage: Eukaryota; Metazoa; Chordata; Actinopteri; Labriformes; Labridae. The record is from the annotation of a GenBank genome assembly.